Messenger RNA from Racocetra fulgida, 401 nucleotides. The record is from the annotation of a GenBank genome assembly. NCBI's taxonomy places the organism in Eukaryota, Fungi, Glomeromycota, Glomeromycetes, Diversisporales, Gigasporaceae.
AUGGCUAAUCAAUUACUAGAAGCUGUUUAUAAUGAGACUAAAUUAAAAGUAGAUAAAAAUAAUUUUGAUAAUGAAUCAAGUGAUAGUUCUGAGAAUGAAUCAGAUGAUAAAUUAGAUAUUGAAUUAAAUACUGAAAUAAAUAUUGAAUUGAAUAAUGAGUCAGAUAAUGAAUCAAAUGAUGAAUUAAAUAAUGAAGUAGAAGAUGAAUUAAAUAAAGAAUUAGAUAGUGAUAAGUUAGAUGAUGAAUUGCAUAAUGAAAUUUUAAAUAAUAAUCCUGAUAAUUAUUUAGAUAAUAAUUAUUAUAAUAAUAAAUAUCAUGAAAAUGAUUUUGAUAAUUUAAAAAAAAGAAGUUUAGAUUUAUCUAUGGAUGAUAUUUUAAAAAAUGAUAAUUAUUUAGAAGA